GUCUUUAUUCUCCUCUAUGAUAUAGGGUUGUAUGCCUACCGUCUUGCAAUUUCCACAAACAUUUCCUUAUAACGGAAACGCUGAAUGACUCAUCUACAUUACGCGUGAUAGGAUUUUAAGCUUUCUGCACAUAAAUCAAGAAAUAUUGCAUGAUUUGGGAUAGAUCUAGUCCAAAGAGUUAGACGUGAAAAUGUUGUCAUUUUACUUUCAACAUUUUAUAUUCUGACAUUUUGCAUUUUUAAUAUCAAAGCCUUUUUUGACGUCUAAACUGCUAAACGGGAAGUAUGAAAGUAGUGUAGCAUAAAUUCGAUUUAACAUGAAAAAUAAAAACUGUAAAAUAUCCAUUGAAAUGAGCUUAUAAAGUGAUAUGAAUUAUGUCAGGUCUUAAGGACUACAUUUGGAAUGGAUAAUGAAAUCAUAUAGGUAACGGUAGUCCAAUUUGAUGCAAUCCUAGGAAAUAUUAUGAUAAUUUUUUCAUACUGUAUGGGCAAUAUGGCCCCACUAGUAGUAGGCACUACUGGACUAGCGUAAAACACAUGAAAGACCAAACUAAUGGAAGCAUACAGUGCUUUAGGGUAUAGCGGAUUUUAGGGUAUAGAGGAUAGAUUGAUAAAUAUAUAUUUAGACUUGAAUUAUUGUAUAAAUUUUCAUAUCAUUUUUUUACUGGCAUGCAAACAGACAUUCUGACAUACAUUUUAAAUAUUUGCGUAUGUCCUUGGAAAAUCAAGCUGCAGAAUUAAAUAUCAUCAUGGAUUCAAUAGAAAUAGCUAGGAAAUAUUGAUCUAGGAGCUGCAUAGCAUAACAAAAUGGAUGGAAGUUGGAACACAACUGGCUGGGCCUGGAGUGGGAAAGUAAAUGCUGGCAUAUUACGUAAGGUUGAGUUGAUGUCUUGUGAUAAUUAACUAAGACAACAACCAACUAAAUGUGCUGUCGCCAGUAAAAUCUACAACACGAUAGUGAACCAAUGGAAAAAAGUAGAGGAAACACAUAUAUAUCUGUAGCUUUAUGAAAUUAUGGCAAGGCCUAGCAACCAAGCUGACAAAGCCAUAACUUCAUGCAGUAAAGGAGCUGCAUGGAAGACAAUUGUGCAGGCGUUUAAUUCCAGAGCUGAUGAACCUAGGGAAAUCCCCUCAUUGAAGAAAAAAUGGGACAAUCUGGCUCAGACACACAGAUCCCAAUACUCUGACUACCUACACAGUCAGCAGUUAACAGGAGGAGGGCCAUCCUGUAAAAAGCUGUCCGUGGUAACCGAAGCAGUGAUGGCAGUGAUAGGGAGAAAUGCCUGCAACACCAAGGGAGUUGUUGGGUCAGAUCUGGACACAACACAACUACAAAUUAAUAACUUCAAGUAAUUUUAGUUUCCAUUUUCAUUUUAAAUCUAUUUUUGUUAACAAUAAUCAUCAACAGCAUAUAUCACGUAAUUUAGCCUCUUGCAAUAUAAAACAAUCAUUGUCCUAAACAUGUGAAUGACUGAAGUCUAUUUAGGCCUCUUGAUUUACAUUGACAAAUACUUUUGCUAUAAUUAUAUUGAUUAUAUAAAUGUAGGGAUAACACAUGGUUUUUUUUUGUGUUAUAAAAUCUGCAGAAUCUGGAAGGAUUGGUUGGUACCCGAGCCCAUUAGGG
This is a messenger RNA of Mercenaria mercenaria, 1623 nucleotides long. RefSeq lists its product as uncharacterized. NCBI's taxonomy places the organism in Eukaryota, Metazoa, Mollusca, Bivalvia, Venerida, Veneridae. The transcript has 3 exons. Bases 1014 to 1352 code for a protein of 112 amino acids. The record is from RefSeq and is a predicted model, not a curated record.